This is a messenger RNA of Hippocampus comes (tiger tail seahorse), 2265 nucleotides long. It is a transcript of the gene slc67a1, whose product is annotated as solute carrier family 67 member 1. The record is from RefSeq and is a predicted model, not a curated record. The coding region runs from base 522 to 1790 and encodes 422 amino acids. The transcript has 10 exons. Gene Ontology annotation, molecular function: transmembrane transporter activity. Gene Ontology annotation, biological process: transmembrane transport. Gene Ontology annotation, cellular component: nuclear envelope. Lineage: Eukaryota; Metazoa; Chordata; Actinopteri; Syngnathiformes; Syngnathidae.
AUAUAGUAUGAACACAUUGACACAAUUACUUUUUAAAAUUCUAUUCCAGAAACCUCAUUUGAGUAUUUCCAGACGCGGCAUCUUAAAUAAAUCUAAAUAAAUCAUUGGGAGGGAAACACAAAUGUACGUUCUGCCGAGAAGUAAUUAAAUGUGUCGUGACGAAAAUAUUUUGGGAUGCUCAGUGUUCCUUGAUUAUUGCCUGUUUUUUAAGGGAAAUAUGUUGUCUCCCCCCCCUCCCCCCACCUUGUAUUUGACCAAUGAACACCACUUAACAAUUUGUUGAGUGUUUUUCGUGACGAAUUCUUCUUACCAUUUGUUUUACCUUGUCACGUUCUUUUACUUUCGGUUUACGUUCCAAAGUUCAGCGAUGAGACAUACUGAAACGAGUUGACGGUGGCCGACGUUCCGCACAGCUGACCUAACGACCUCACCUCUUUUCCGAAAUUGAGUUUGUUCCAGCGACCUAUCCGGGGGAUAAAAAUUCAAUACAUUCAUUUUUUGUUUUUCACGCUUUAGGCAACAUGACCGCAAGAGUUGAAACCAGCGACGUAACUUCUCCGGUUAGCUAUAAAGCUAACGCUGCUACUCAUUUGAAGAAGAAAACAACUAUUUACGUCGUUUAUGUAAUCGCUGCGUUGGACAUAACAUGGAUGUUUUUACAGUUCUCCAUAACGCCGUUUUUGGCAAGGAAACUGGGCUUUGACACUUUGUGGUUUGGUUAUUUACAAACCACGGUUGGUGUCAUGCAGCUGUUUGGCGGGCCUUUGUUUGGAAGGUUUGCGGAUGUUCUCGGGGCCCGAGCAGCAAUGUCAUUGGCAUGCACCGCCAACAUUGUUUUCUUCAUUCUACUGGCUAUUGCAGACUCUCCUGUCAUGCUUUUUGUGCACAAACUCCCCACAAUUGUCAUGCAUGUCCUCCCAGCUUCUCAGAUGGUUGUAUCAGACCUUUCAGAUCCCGAAAAACGUGCCGAUGGACUUUCCAAACUAGGACUCUGUUUUGGCAUUGGAAUGAUAGCUGGCUCCACUAUAGGUGGCCAUCUUGUCAAAAGCUAUGGGGAGAGAUUUGCUGCGUGCAGUGGUGCUGCUGGGAGCGCAUUCAGUUUGCUGUUGGUAUUAAGCUUUAUUCCUCGAACCACUAAAGUUCAAAGUCCAGCCUCCAAAACAGAUUCGGACACCAAAAGCAAGUCCAUAUUUGAUGUUGGCCAGAUCACAAGACUCAUGAAGUUUCCAGGCGUGACACCGACCUUUGUUGUGAAGAUUGUUUCAGGCUUACCAUCAGGCAUUUUCCAAGUGAUGUUCUCUAUAAUCACAUUGGACUUUUUCAAGUUGACACCUGAGCAGAAUGGAUACAUAAUGGCAUAUUUUGGAAUAGCUCAGAUGGUGGUUCAGGGCGGAGUGAUUGGGCGACUUACAUCAAGAUACUCUGAGAGUUCACUGCUACUUCUGUCUAUUGGAAUUUCUGCUUUUGUGGGCCUGGCUCAGGCUCACAUGCAGAAUGUGUUCCAGUUCUGCCUGACUGUGGUCCCCAUGAUCUUGUCCCUCAGCAUUUUUAAUGUCAUCACAGACAGUUUGCUCACCAAAAGUGUACCUCCCUCUGAUACAGGCACAAUGUUGGGACUGUGUGCAUCAGUUCAGUCUCUACUUCGGACAGUUGGACCGACCAUUGGCGGCUUCCUCUAUGUGAACUAUGGCAUUUUCUCCAUCGGCUUUCUUCAGUUUAUUGUAAAUAGUUUUGUGCUUGCAUACCUGCUGAAGCGUCGACUCAACAAGAAAGAUGGAUAUAAAGAAUGAUACCCUUAAGCUUGUCAAAUCUUCCUCAUAUCUCCCAACCAGUUCGACAAAAAAAAUUAAGGUGGGUUUUUCCAACCAUAUUUAAAUGAUUCCAAUGUAUAUGCAAGCUUAUUUUCCUAUUCAAAUUACUUUUUUAGGAACACAGUGACCCCUAAAUUUUAGGGCGCACAUUGUAAAUCUUCACAUUUCCACUCAUUUUUACUGUAUUACUAAUAAAUAGGCUGCAAUGUGGAGUACUAGUUCAUCAGCAACAAAACCUAUUCAAAAACAGUGUAAAAAAAAAAAAAACCAACAAAAAAUAGCACAUUUACCGGUCACACGUUCAAUUAGAUGAAACAUUUAUUUGAACUGCCUCAAAUUUUUGCGGCACAAUACUGCUAUUUAGAAACAGACUGGAGCCCUGUGACCAUUAUCUAACUAUAGCUAUAUGGUGAUGCUCAGUGCCGUUAAAUUGUGUGUGUGUGUGUGUGUGUGU